AUGGAAUGGGGCAACCACACAGUGACCGAGUUCAUCCUGCUGGGCUUCACCACAGACCCCACGAUGCAGCUGGUCCUGUUCGCCCUGUUCCUGGGCGUGUACUCUGUGACCUGGCUGGGAAACACCUCCCUCAUGGUGCUCAUCUGUAAUGACGCCCGGCUCCACACACCCAUGUAUUUCUUCAUUGGAAAUCUCUCUUUCCUGGAUCUCUGGUAUUCUUCAGUCUACACCCCAAAGAUCCUAGUGACCUGCAUCUCUGAGGACAAAAGCAUCUCCUUUGCAGGCUGUGUGGCCCAGUUCUUCUUCUCUGCUGGACUGGCCUACAGUGAGUGCUACCUACUUGUGGCCAUGGCCUACGACCGCUACAUGGCCAUCUCUAAGCCCCUGCUCUAUGCUCAGGCCAUGCCAAGGAGACUGUGCGUCUGUCUGGUUCUCUGCUCCUACACUGGGGGCUUCGUCAACGCGAUCAUCUUGAGCAGCAACACAUUCACGCUGCAUUUCUGUGGUGGCAACGUCAUUGAUGACUUUUUCUGUGAUGUCCCGCCCCUGGUGAAGUUGGCAUGUGAUGUGACAGACAGCUACCAGUCUGUGCUGUACUUCCUGCUGACGUCCAAUGUCAUCACGCCCCUCGCCCUCAUCCUGGCCUCCUACCUCUUCAUCAUCGCCGCCGUCCUGAGGAUCCGCUCUGCGCAGGGCCGCCUCAAGGCCUUCUCCACGUGCUCCUCCCACCUGGCCUCUGUCACCCUGUACUACGGCUCCAUCCUCUACAUCUACGCGCGCCCCAGUUCCAGCUACAAUCUUGAGAGGGACAAGAUGGUCUCCACCUUCUAUACUGUGCUUUUCCCUAUGCUGAACCCCAUGAUAUACAGUCUGAGGAAUAAAGAUGUGAAAGACGCUCUAAAGAAACUCUGUGACUUCUCAUAG
Molecule: messenger RNA, 924 nt
Organism: Octodon degus (degu)
Lineage: Eukaryota; Metazoa; Chordata; Mammalia; Rodentia; Octodontidae
Product: olfactory receptor 1013-like
Exons: 1
Coding region: 1-924 (307 amino acids)
Biological process (GO): sensory perception of smell; G protein-coupled receptor signaling pathway
Cellular component (GO): membrane
Molecular function (GO): G protein-coupled receptor activity; odorant binding; olfactory receptor activity
Source: RefSeq, a predicted model, not a curated record